CCGCCCUGUUCAGCUCCCCCUGUCGUGGCCCCAGAGACGCAAGGGACAAAUUGGCUGCAUUCCACCCAACAAGACCGAAUAUAGGUAUGGGUCUCUGAGCAUGAGAGACAUGGUAGUGAUUGCUAGUCACGAGCUUGUCGCCCGGCAGUCAAUGAUAAACAGGCCAUCAAGGGUUCUUGUGAACGAUAUCCAGAAACGAAGCCAGAUUGUUGUACACUGAGCUGUGAAGAAAAACAGGCCACACAUGAUUAUGAUUGAUUUUUCCAACCACACAGAUGAGCUGCGCCGGCAGACGGACAUCCACGACCUGCCGGCAACAAACCGUAUCACGAGUAUCGCGGACCGUCUCGACCUUCCCAGUGACACAAUAUUCCAUCUGGCGUGGGGAAUCGCGCUGGGCGUCCAUCAGAACAUCGAUGUGGUGACCCUUGCCUGCUACACGGAUAAAACAGGCCGACAGUGCCAGGUCGCACGGCCCAGCGACAAGACUCUGACGGCGGCGCUGCGCGAAGUCGUCGAGACCGCAGAGCCGACGGAUGGAAUCGGCCGAUGCCAGGCUGCGGUGCGUGUCAGCUCUUGCCUUGAGGAAGACGCCGCGGCGCCACAUCCAGUACUGGAGCUCGUGGUCCAAUCCACGACGGAUCCAAUGACGGCCCAGCUAUGUUAUUCCGAGGGGGCUUUAAACCCCCUGCAGGCUGAGGGGAUGCUGCGAGACUUCUGUCGCGUCGUCGACGACAUCGUGUCCCACCCGGAAGUCACAAUGGGGGAUCUCCGGCUCUGGGGCUCCCGGAAUCUCGACCAGUUCCGCCACUGCAGCCCCCCGGCGCGGACGAGGUCUGGCUAUCUCGAUCGCCGCCCGUCCACUCAGCUUGCCGCAGACACCCUUACGGCCGUCCUCACAAGCUGCCGCGGCAGCAGGACGAGCCCGCCCGCCACCCCGCGGGGCGAGUCGGAGCUGCAGCUGCAGCGGCUCUGGAUGGAGGUGCUGCCAGAAGCCCCGGGGGGGUUCAGUGGAACGGCAGAUUUCUUUCAAUGUGGCGGAGAUUCCAUGGUGGCUAUGGCUCUGGUCGCCCGUGCGCAAAAGUGUGGACUCGCCCUUACCGUUGAUGAUGUUUUCGACCAUCCUGUCCUCGCGGACCUCGCACAGGUCAUACAGCCGGAGCGGGCAAAGGCGCCCCCGGUAGUUCCAUUUCAACUCCUCACGUCGACCGUGUGGUCUCUACAGCACCUAGCCGCCGAAUGUGGUGUGAAGCCGGCUGAGGUUGAAGAUGUCUAUCCUACGACCGCUGUUCAGGAAGGCCUCCUGGUCCGCACGGCGCAACGGCCUCACGAUUACGUGGAUCAAAGAGCGUUUGCGCUACCCGCCGACAUCGACCUCUCACGACUCGUCGACGCAUGGAGGGCCGUGUCCAGCGCCAAUCCGAUUCUCCGCACACGACUGGUCCAGUUAGGCCCUGGCGACAUGGUGCAGGUCAUACUCCACGCGCCGCUUGCCUGUUCGGUCGUCGAGGGCCCGCUGGACAACUACCUCGACCGAGACUGGGAAACCUCCUUCGGCCCGGGAACCCCACUAGUGCGCCUGGCCGUAGUCCAGGAGGAAGAUCGAGCAUUCUGCGUUCAAACCAUGCACCACGCCGUCUACGACCACUGGACCUUACCCCUCCUGCGACAGCAGCUCGAGGCGGCGUACGAGGGCCAGCCCCUGGAGUCACGUCCCUUCAAUCACUUUAUUCGGCAUGCUCUCGACAACCGGACUAAAGCAGAGGCCUUCUGGCGCAAGUCACUUGCCGAGAGCGAGGCCGUGCCUUUCCCCCCGCGACCCUCGGGACAGUGGGCGCCCACGGCGCAAUCCAGCGUCCAACAGUCCGUUGCCCUGUCCCCGCACAAUGGUCGAAGGGACACCACAAUCUCGACAUGUAUACAACUGGCAUGGGCCCUAACGGCCGCCCAGUAUACCGGCGCGGCAGAGGUCGUAUUCGGCCUGAUGCUGUCGGGCCGUGACGCCCCGGUACCUGGGAUCGACCAGACGACGGGUCCCACGAUUGCCACCGUCCCCUUGGCUGUGGCCCUGGAGCGCAGAGACACGGUCCAACAGGCUCUGCAGCGGGUGCAGCGACAGGUUCAGACUACCAGUGACUUCGCACAGCUAGGGUUGGUGCGUAUUGCCCGGUUGGGAGCUGCCGCAGCGCAGGCGUGUCAUUUCGAGACGCUGGUGUCCGUGCAAGUAGCGGACCACGCUGCAAAGCCCGUGCAGCCAAAGAUUCUGGGCCAGACCCAUCACCACCGCCGGGCCCUGCCUCGGGAGUAUGCGUUGUCUCUGGAAUGCAUCAUCUACGAGGGCCAUGUCGCGGUUCGAGCGGAGUUUGACUACCGCGUACUACCGCACCGCCAGAUGGACCGCGUGCUCGGCCUGUUUGGCCACUUCCUGCAGGUGGUGAACAAGCAGCCCGACCUGUCGUUGGCCGACCUCCCAGUGCUCCCAUCCUCUGACAUGGCCGAGCUCUUACAAUGGAACGGGGCCCUUCCCGAACCGGCCCGGACGAGCAUCCCCGAGACCAUCCAGCAGCACGUCCGCACGAGCCCUGAGCGCCAGGCCGUGUACGCGUGGGAUGGAUCUUUCAGUUACCGCGAGUUGCACUUCCAGGCCAUGCGCCUCGCGCGCCGGUUGGCCGCCGUCGGUACGGGCCACGGCUGCAUCGUCCCGAUCUGCAUAGAGAAGUCUCGCUGGGUCCCCGCCGCCAUGCUGGCCGUACUGCUGACCGGCGCGGCGUUCGUGACCCUGGAGCCCUCUCAGCCGAGUGCGUCCCUGGCGGCGCCGCUCAACCUGCCCACUGUGGUCCUGGUCGACCGCGACGAUACGGCCGGGGCACCGGCUGACUGGGCUGAUGCCAGCACGGCUGAUGCAACAGCCUACGUUGUUUUCACCUCCGGAUCCACUGGCACACCCAAGGGCAUUCUCGUGUCACACGCCGCUCUGUGCAGUGGCGUCCGCAGGUUGCACCGAGACGGCAUCCUGAGCGCAGACACGCGGACCCUACAAUUUGCGUCUUAUGCCUUCGACAUCAGUGUGAUUGAGCAACUGGCCACAUUCAUGUUCGGUGGCUGUCUGGCCAUUCCCUCCGUCUCCCAGUGCCAGGAUGACCUGGCGGGGGCGCUACGUCACUUCCAGGCCGACACGCUGCUCACCACGCCCACCACGGCCCGUCUGCUGCAUAACCACGCUGCAGACCUCCUCCGACACCUGUUCUUAGGUGGAGAGCCCCUAACGCUUGCGGAUCGGGAUUACUGGGCUCCCCGUGUGAACCUAUGCCAUGGGUACGGACCCGCUGAGUGCGCGGGCAUUCCGGUCAUGGAGUUGUCGCUGGACUCGCACGCGGACCCGCGUUGCAUCGGGCGAUCGACCACCGCCGGGUGCUGGAUCGUGGAUCCUGAGUUACCUGACCGUCUACUUCCCAUUGGGGCUGUCGGCGAGUUGCUGCUUGAGGGGUCGUCCCUGGCGCGGGGCUACCUGGACGAUCCGCUCCGCACUGCGGCCAGUUUUCUUGAUGCCCCAGCAUGGCUACGUUCUCUCCGCCCUUCAGCGCGCCUGUACCGGACGGGCGACUUGGUUCAAUAUGCGCCAAACGGAUCUCUGCUAUUCAUCGCCCGCAAGGACAAUCAGGUGAAGCUGCGGGGCCAGCGUGUGGAGCUGGGCCACGUCGAAACACACACGAUGGCCGCCUUUCCGGGCCGCCCACGCGCCGUGGCCGAGAUCGUGGAGCCUGCCGCAACCCCGGGACGCCCCGUCCUAGCGGUCUUUGUGCAGCGCGCGGUGGAUCCCUCCGCGUCCGCGGGCCCGGCAACUCUGGAGACUCCGUCGGCCGAGUUCCACGAUGCCGCUACGACGGCGUACACGGCUCUCGCGGCCCAGCUCCCCCGGUACAUGGUCCCGGGUCUAUUCCUUCCAAUCACAACAAUCCCAUGUGGAGCCACAGGCAAAGUAGACCGCCGCACCCUCCGCGAGCUCGGGGCUCGUAUAUCCCGUGCGGACUGGGAAGCGUAUCAGAGCCAGUCGAGCAAGAAGCAGGCGCCGGCAACCCCAACAGAGCGACACAUUCAGAAGCAAGUGUCGCAGCUCCUCGCUCUCGCACCUGACACGGUGGGCAUGAAUGAUCACUUCUUCCGACUCGGGGGAGACUCGCUGCAUGCCAUGCGCCUGGUAGGCUUGCUGCGUGAGCGCCACCUCGUCCUCCACGUGGCGGAUAUAUUUGCCAACCCAGUUCUUGAGGACCUCGCUCGCCUAGCUACCGAAUUGCUCUCCAAUGCAGACUUCGAUACAUGCCCGUUCGCGCUUGUCGAUAGCCCCGAUGUACAGUCCCUGCGCCAAUCCGCUGCCGUACAGUGUCAAGUGUCUUGCGACGCCGUGGUGGAUGUAUAUCCGUGCACCCCCAUGCAGGAAGGGCUGUUCGCCCUCAGCCUGAAGCAUCCAGGUGCAUUCUGGAACCAUUUAGUCUACAAGGUGCCGGAUGAACUCGACUUUGUCCGCUUGCAGUCCGCGUGGGCCACGGUGGUGCAGGCGCAACCCAUCCUGCGCACCCGCGUCAUCCGUCUUGAGGCCGAUGGCGAUCUGAUGCAGGCGGUGCUGCGCGAGGACGUCGUAUCGUCUGGGCCAGUGCAGGACACGCCUCUGACGGAGGGCGCCCCGCUAGUCCGCGCGCGGUGGGUGCCGGAAACCCGGCAGUUCCACCUGUCGAUACAUCAUGUCCUCUACGACGGCUUCUCCAUGAGACUACUCCACGCGGCACUGCAGGAUGCCUACCGCGCGACCACCAGGGCCCCUACUGUAUGUCCUUUUCGGCACUUUGUGGAGUAUACCCAGGGCGUGCCACCCGCUGAGGUAGAAGCAUCCUGGCGGGCGCAAUUCAAGGGGUUCACAGGAGCUCCGUUCCCGGCGCCGCCAACGUCGCAAUAUGUUCCAAAACCACGAUCAAGCCAAUCGCACACCACGGCGCUCUCCUUGAACCACGCUCUCGGGGCUACUCUGUCCACGGUAUUGCGUCUGGCCUGGGCCCUGACCGCGGCACAGUAUACCGGAUCGACGGACCUGGUGUUUGGCGUCGUCAUGUCCGGCCGGGGGGCUCCUGUGACGGGUAUCGACGCGAUGAUUGGGCCCACGCUGGCUACUGUCCCUCUCCGCGUCCAGUGGCAGGCUAGCGAUAGUCUGCGUCCGUUGUUGCGGCGAAUUCAACAACAGACAACGGCGAUAAUGCCCGUGGAGCAGGUCGGGAUCCCCCGGAUUGCUGGUGUGAGUGACGAGGCACGGCAAGCCUGUCAGUUUCAGACGCUGCUCGUCGUGGAGCCGUCCGGAGGCUGGUCUUCGGGUUUCCUUGAGCGGACCAAGGCCCCAAGCGACGGUAUCCCAGCGGAGGACGUGCAAUUCGACACGUACGGGCUGACACUGGUGUGUGAACCAGACGCCGACUCGGUCACGAUCCGGGCCAUGUUCGAUGCCACGAUGAUCACCCCACAGCAGAUGUCUCGCAUGCUGCACCAAUUCACCACGGUGAUCCAUGCUGUCAAUGACGAACGGCUGUCCAUUGCACAGUGCCCACUGAGUGCCGAUGACAAGCGCGACCUGGUCCAGUGGAAUGCGUUGCCGGACCGCCCUAGACGGACGAUGAUGGAUCUGCUGACGCCGCGUGCUGCUCAGCAGCCACCGUCGCUGGCGGUGCACGCCUGGGACGGUGACUGGACGUACGACGAGCUGUGGACACAAGCCUCAGGCCUUGCAUCCCAUUUAGUGGCUCAAAUCCCCAUGCAUGAGAAUGCCAUGGUGCCCAUCCUGUUUGAGAAGUCUCGCUGGGUGGUGGUAGCCGUGCUAGCCGUGAUUCGUGCCGGUGGCGCCUUUGUACUUCUGGAUGCAUCGCAGCCCCAAAGACGCCUCGAGGAAAUCUGCCAGGAGAUCAAUGCCCCCUUUAUCAUCUCAUCCGCGGCGUGUGCGAGCAUUGCGACAGCCCUCGCCCCACAAGUCAUUUCCGUGCCCCUGGAUGGCGCGAUGCCCUGGACGAGCACGAACCCGGACGUCCCGCUACCCGCCGCGGCCCCCCAGGACGCUCUAUAUGUGGUGUACACGUCCGGCUCAACCGGGCGCCCCAAGGGCAUCGUUAUUGAACAUGGCGCCUUCGCGUCCAGCCUGCAAGCCUACCUUGAGACCGUCGGCAUGAACCCGGACGUCCGUGGCUUUCAAUUUGCCUCAUACGCCUUCGACGUCAGUGUGACUGACCUCCUGGCACCACUCGUGGCCGGCGGGUGCGUAUGCAUUCCCUCAGACGAUGAUUGCCAGAACCGUCUGGCACAUGCCGCAACUUCCUUGCGCGCCAACUGGGCAGACUUUACACCAUCCCUGCUUCGGAAUCUCGACCCGGAGGACGUGCCCACAGUGACGACUAUCGUCGUGGGUGGCGAAUCACUCGCCCACGGCGAUAUCUCCAAAUGGAGUCCGCACAAGCGGCUAAUCAACAUCUACGGGCCGGCGGAAUGCUGCGUGCUGGCCACCGUACAACCGACCGUCACCACGGCCAGUGAUCCCACCAAUAUCGGGUGGCCCACGGGCGGCGCCUGUUGGAUCGUCGACCCCGCUGAUUCCGACCAUCUACUGCCGAUUGGUGCUGUCGGGGAGCUGUUGAUCGAGGGGCCGAUACUGGGACGAGGGUAUCUUGGCCAACCCACGCGGACUGCGCAGUCGUUUGUGGCCAGUCCGUCAUGGAUCCAGCAGUUUCGCCCAGCUCCGGCUUCACGGCUAUAUCGCACGGGGGAUCUGGUGCGCUAUGGGCUGGACGGAUCCCUGCAUUUCGUGGGCCGCACAGACACCCAAGUCAAGCUGCGCGGACAGCGCAUCGAACUGACCGCGGUAGAAUACCAGGUCGAGAUUUCGCUGCCCAUGGCGCGACAGGUCGUUACUGAGGUGGUUCGCCGUGAGGACACAGACAUCUUGAUGGCAUUUCUCCUCCCAGGAGGGGAAGCAGAACCCCAGCCCACUGUCGGUCGUUUCCUUGUUCCAACGCCAGACCAGCUGGACCAGAUAAAUCAAGCCAGAGGCGAGCUUCUGGCACAGCUCCCACGAUACAUGGUGCCCUUGCGCUUCCUGUGCAUUCAAACGCUCCCCAUGACGGUGACGGGUAAAACCGACCGCCGACGCCUGCGUGAGGAAGCGUCACAGCUGUCCGCCGAGGACCUGGCACAGGUGUCUGCCGGAUCGCACAAUCAUCGACGCGCACCAGCCUCGACUGAUGAGGAGACCAUCCAGCACCUAUGCGCACGCGUCCUCAAUCGUCCUACCGACGCCAUCGCCUUAGAUGACUCCUUCUUCGACAAUGGCGGGGACUCUAUCACAGCGAUGAAGCUGGCUUCGGUCGCUCAGCGACAGGGCAUACCGCUGACGGUGGCGAGCAUUCUGGGCAGUCGUCAGAUAUCCAGGUUGGCCGCCACGCGCGAGGAACGCCGGCCAGCAAAUCAGAAUAUUAGCGCCCCAUUUGCGCUUCUUCCUAAGUCCAGCCAGGAGAACAUCAUUAGAGCAGCGGCGCGUCAGUGCACGGUCCCGGAGACCCAGGUCGAGGAUGUCUACCCCUGCACACCCAUGCAGGAGGGUCUGUUGGCCGGCACGAGCAGGGACCCCGCUUCCUAUGUAGGUCAGAUAGACCUGCCACUCCGCGCGGAUGUGGACCGGGAACGCCUGCGCAAGGCCUGGGAGCGUACUGCCAUCGCACAUCCAAUUUUGCGCACCCGAUUCGUGCUCAUCGAGAGAGCCAUGUGGCAAGUGGUCAUCACGGACUUCGGAGCGUGGGAUCACUCCUUCGAUGAGGCUUCCGCGGAGAGCAUGUUCGGGCGCCGUUUGGUGUGUCUAAACCUGCCAGCGCGCGGUUCACCUGUCUUCCUGCGGCUUACCAUCCAUCAUGGGCUUUACGAUGGCAUGUCGCUCCCACAGCUGCUCCGCCAAGUUGAUAUCGCCUACAAGGGCUUGCCGCUGACGCCCUCGCCCUUCAACCGCUUUGUGGCUCACCUGCAGGAGACGACAAACCAUGCCGUAACAGCUGCAUACUGGCGCGAACAAUUUCGGGGCGUCCAGGCCGCCAUCUUCCCAGCGCCUCCAACGGCCCGCUACACGCCGCAGGUGACCUCGCGGCUGGACCACAAAGCCACACUACCGGCGAUGCGCUACCGCAAUUGUAGCCUGGCUACGCUGGUGCGUGCCGCCUGGGCCGUGAUCGCGGCGCAUUACACCGACGUCGCCGACGUCGUUAUGGGUGUGACCCUGGCCGGCCGCAGCGCGCCGGUGCCGGGGAUUGACUCCCUCACGGGGCCUACGUUCGCCACCGUGCCCGUGCGGAUCCAGAUAGAUCCGUCCCAGUCGCUGGACGCCUGGCUCCAGCAGGUCCAAGACCAGUCGACUUCCAUGAUUCCUUUCGAGCAUACGGGGCUUCAUCACAUCCGCCAGCUGGGCCCAGACGCGACGCGUGCCUGUGGCUUCCAGACGCACCUCGGCGUUCAGUUCCCCGAUGAUGACGAUGGAGACGAUGACAAUGCCACCGGAGGUUCAUCUGUCUUUGUCCAGACGCCUGCCGGGCGAGCGCCACCGGGCGUCUUCGCCAGUUACGCCCUGGUCUUAGUUUGUACCCCUUCCACGGACGGUCGGUCGAUACAUUUCGCUGCACACCACGACCCGCACGUGCUGUCUGUGGACGAGACCCGUCGUCUUGUCGUGCAGUGCGCCGGUGUCCUAUACCAGCUUGUCGACCGCGCCGUGCCACGGGUGCAGGACCUACAGAUCCAGACACCAGACGAAAUUGCCCAGCUCAGCCGGUGGAACGCAGAGGUGCCGGAAGUCGAGCGCCGGACGUUAGUCGAUCUGAUUGUCGCGCACGCGGACUUACACCCAACGGCACCCGCGUUAGCGUUCGAGGAAGCAGAGACAUCCUAUGCAGAGAUGUGUACCACAGCGUCGCGAUUCGCAGCGUACCUCCGCGCCCGCGGCGUGCGGGCUGGCACCAUCGUUCCGCUAUGUUUCCCAAAGGGUCCGUGGACAGUGAUCGCCCUACUGGCAGUUCUGAUGGCCGGGGGUUGCUGCCUACUCCUCGAUGCCAGCCACCCCCGCGCGCGCCUAGUUAGCCUCAUGCGCCAGGUGGGGAGUCGCCUAGUACUAACACACUCGACGACUGCCGGCCAUGUGGCGGACGAAGAGGGGGUGGAAGUGGUCGUCGUCUCGCCCGAUUUUCUCGCCGCGUUGCCCCCUCUGGGUGGUGCUAUGCUGUCGGAUAGCCGAUCGGAUAGUGCAGCCUUCCUCAUCUUCACGUCGGGUAGCACCGGGCAGCCUAAGGGCAUCAUCCUGGAGCAUGCCCAGCUUUCCACGAGCAUCCGGUACCAUCGGGACGGGAUGCGGUUGAGUCGCGCCAGUCGCAGCCUGCACUUCUCCUCGUAUGCCUUCGAUGCCAGCAUCUAUGAGAUCUGUAGCACAUUAGUGGCGGGCGGCUGCGUCUGCAUCGUCUCCGAACAGGAUCGCCUGAACGACCUCGCUGGCGCAAUGUGCCGGCACGGUGUCACCUGGGCGACACUGACCAAUACCACCGCACGCCUUCUGCAUCCAGCGCAGGUGCCCGACCUUCAAACGCUGGCGUUGGGCGGGGAAGCAGUCACCCAAGACGUUGUCGAUCGCUGGGCGGCGCACGUCACGCUCGUGAACGGCUACGGCCCAGCGGAGGCCACCAUCUGUGCGCUGGGUGACAUUCCCCCCGAGGGCUGGCGUCCCGGAACCAUUGGCACGACAGUAGGCGCUGUCAGUUGGAUCACCACCCCGUCCAACCCAGAGCAGCUGGCAGCCAUUGGAGCGGUGGGGGAGCUCUUGCUUGAGGGCCCAGUGCUCGCACGCGGCUACCUCGAUGACCCCGAAAAAACUGCCGCAGCGUUCCUGCAGGGGCUACCGUGGCUGGCGCGGUUCCGAGACGGUCGUCGAGACAUCCGAGUCUACCGUACGGGAGAUCUAGUGCAAUACACGCCCAAGGGUGAAUUGCGCUAUGUGGGACGCAAAGACACCCAGGUCAAACUCCGUGGGCAACGCAUCGAGCUGGGGGAUAUUGAAUGUCGUCUAUCUUGCUGUAUGCCCCACGUCCACGACCUUGCUGUGGAGGUUAUUACGCCGGUCGACGGCGCCCCAAUGUUGAUGGCGUUUGCAUAUUGCACUGGCGACGACGUUACCGACGAUCUUAACCACCCGUCCCUCUUCGCUGCGCCGUCCGAGUCCUUCCGUCGUACGGCCAAUGCCGCCCUAGAGGAUCUUAAACAAACCGUCCCGGGGUACAUGGUGCCAAGCGUCGUCGUGCCACUCCGUCGACUACCUCUUACGCCGACCGGUAAGACCAACCGCCGUCAACUGCGAGAAGAGGCAUCGGCACUCUCUCGCGACGACAUCGCCGGGUACAUCGCCGCGGUACAACCGAUGCGGAUGCCCACCACAUCGACCGAGUGGUUACUUCAGGGCAUCCUCGCCAACAUUUUUGACAGGCCCGCCCAGGAAAUUAGUAUGGACGCUGACUUCGUCCAGCUUGGGGGUGACUCAGUGACCGCCAUGAAAACCGCCGCGCAUGCGGGUCAGCAGGGCCUUCCACUGACCGUCGCCGACCUGCUACAAACCCACAAAUUGAGCGAACUGAGUGCCAAGCUAGCGCAAUGCAAGACACCGGCAAGAUCAUUGGCCCUCGAGGACCCGGUACCAGCCUCAUACUUCGGCUUCCCGACGCCGCAGCAGUUCGUCCAGAGCGUCCACCAGGAGUUGCCUCAAGCCUUCACAUCUGCAAACGAGAUCGAAGAUAUUCUGCCAGCAACUCAGGGCCAGGUGUAUUAUCUGAAAACUCCACUUUACUAUCUGAUCCUGCAGACAGCCAGUGGUGUGGCGCCUGAGCGCCUGGUGGCCGCCAGCACGGCGCUCAUCCAGCGCCAUAGCAUCCUCCGCACCGUUUUCUUUCCCUACCGCGACCACGUCGUCCAGGUUGUUCUACGCCAGCUGGCUUCACCAGUUGAGUUCAUCACCCUGCAGGAUACGUCGCCGUCCGCGGUAGACCAGCAUUGUGCCGCGCACAGUCCCCCCACGCCGAUAUUCGCCCAGCCUGCAACCAAAUGGAUCAUGGUCAACUCUGGACAGUCGACUAGUGCUUUGAUCUUGCGCCUGUCCCAUGCUCAAUACGACGGCUUGUCUAUGGGGCUCAUAUGGGAGGAAUUUGCUGCGCUGUAUCAUGACCAGCGCCUUCCCGAUCCCGUGCCCUACACCACCCACCUCCACCGCCGGCUAGCGGCGUCCACGCCAACAGCGCUGGACUACUGGCGCACUCUCCUGGCGGGCAGCAAGUUGACCACCAUUUCCCCCAAAGCGCUCGCUGAAGAUGCGCAGGAGCAGUUCCUGCUCGCCCAUCGGAUCGCCCACAUCCCCGAGCUGCCGGCCGGCAUCACCAGCGCGACGAUGGCGAAGGCCGCCUGGGCGGUCACCCUGGCCCUUCACACAGGAGAGAAGGACCUCGUCUUUGCCCAAUUGAUUCAUGGGCGCGACGCGGCGACGGUCCACGCCGUGGGCCUCUGUAUCAACAAGCUGGCGGUGCGCGUGUCGCUCGCGGACCUCGCCACGGGGCAGGAUCUCCUCGACUGCGUCCACCAGCAACAAAUUCAAUCACUGCCCUUCGACGGUCUGGAAUACGCCGACGUCGUCAGGGAGUGUACCUCCUGGCCAGUCCACCACCCAGGGUCCUCGCUGGUCAUCCACCAGAACCUCAACCUGGACAAGCCGCUCCAACUGGAUGGGGUGCAAUGCCCUCUGCGCAACUGGACCUUGGAUCUUCCUCGCUCGAUCAUCGGUAUUGAAUCGACCCCCGGCCCCGCAGGGCAGUGGUGCUUGCGACUGACUACGUCAACGGGGACAUUCAACCAAAGCGAGGCUGACAGCUUGUUGCGACAGUAUGAGCGUGUACUCGUGCAACUCGCGUCAGCGCCAACCACCUCCCUAUCCCACUUCUUCCCGCCCUCAUGAGAACCGACACCGAAGCCGCGGCAUGGUGUAGUCUAGCGUUGCCCUUGUUUUUUGCUGCUUACUGCUUUUACAACCCACGCUCUCUAUUCUUUCGUUGAAUCAUUGUUCACGCUUUCUUGACGUCCCGUAAUGAUGUUUGUUUUCCAUCGCUCGUCCUGGUAUUGACUAUCCGGCUUGCGAUACGGGUCUGUUAUUGUCCUUGUUCGUUUUGUUCACUUUUGUCUUGGCUUUCUUGUGGUUUUGAUCCGUGACUUUGGAUUCAUAUGCGUAUAGUUAUUCGGAAUUUCAUCGCGGGGCUAGUCC
Aspergillus campestris IBT 28561 is the source of this 12349-nucleotide messenger RNA. RefSeq names its product acetyl-CoA synthetase-like protein. The transcript is spliced from 3 exons. Bases 245 to 12046 code for a protein of 3933 amino acids. NCBI's taxonomy places the organism in Eukaryota, Fungi, Ascomycota, Eurotiomycetes, Eurotiales, Aspergillaceae. Gene Ontology annotation, molecular function: phosphopantetheine binding; catalytic activity. The record is from RefSeq and is a predicted model, not a curated record. Gene Ontology annotation, biological process: amino acid activation for nonribosomal peptide biosynthetic process; secondary metabolite biosynthetic process. Gene Ontology annotation, cellular component: cytoplasm.